AUGAUAUUACUUCUAUUCUUAUAUACGCUUGUUACUUUCGUCGAAUUCUCUUCCUCCACAGUUGUCGUCACAAUCACCGCCGCCCCAGCCAUCCCCUCCGGCGAACCAUCCUACUCCAACCCUACAUCUUUUACUUCUGCAAUUCUCAAUUCGACAAAUACCUAUCGCCGCGAAUACAACGCUUCUUCAUUAUACUGGAACACCACCCUAGAAAAAUUCGCUACUGAAUAUCUUCAAUCGGACACAACCUGUCGUUUCGCCCAUUCAGGCGGUCCAUACGGCGAGAAUAUCGCCAUUGGUUACGCGAACGCAACCGCGGCGGUAGAGGCUUGGGGUAACGAGGACGAGAAAUACAAUUUCAACCAUCCUGGCUUCACGGAAGAGACAGGACAUUUUUCUCAGCUGGUCUGGAAAGCGACGAGGGGCGUUGGGUGCGGGAGGAAGUUAUGUGGUACGAGAGGCUGGUUUGUCGUGUGUGAGUAUUGGCCGAGGGGGAACGUAGGGGGCCAAUAUGAGGAAGAAGUUAACAGAAAAGUUGAAGAAGGACGAGGGACGAGACUGAGCGGUGGUGUUGUUGCUGCUAUUGCAGUAGUGGUGAGUUUGCUGCAGUGCUGUAUAGUUGUGGUGGUCUUUUGGUGGUUUGGGACUAUGAUGAAGUGA
Trichoderma aggressivum f. europaeum is the source of this 660-nucleotide messenger RNA. RefSeq lists its product as uncharacterized. The transcript has a single exon. Lineage: Eukaryota; Fungi; Ascomycota; Sordariomycetes; Hypocreales; Hypocreaceae. The record is from RefSeq and is a predicted model, not a curated record. Gene Ontology annotation, cellular component: extracellular region. The coding region runs from base 1 to 660 and encodes 219 amino acids.